CUGAAUUUUCAACUUUUUCAGCUUGGCUCUGAAGAUGCUUGGCUUUGUCCAAGAUGCAAAAAACUCCAGCAAGGAACAGUGAAGAAACUGAGCCUAUGGACUCUGCCAGAGGUGCUGGUAGUUCAUCUAAAGAGAUUCAGGCAGGUCAGUAUUAUAGUAGUAUAGUAUUUUUUUUUUGUUACACAACAUCAGCUUCUCUUUUAUUAUUUUUUUUCUCUUAAGAAAAUUACACAGUGUUUUAAAAGUGGUCAGAGAUGUUUUUAACUCCCAUCAGUCAAAAUGAGCCAACAGCUGGCAAUUUUGCUGCUUUUGGUGGAAGAUUUGCCACGUACUCAACAUGAGGCCUUUGCCACCUGCUACUCUGAUUGUCAAGUGCACUAUUGUAAAUCAUUUGCCCCAUAUGUUUUACCACCAUAAAAAGAAGGGGGAUAGGAAUAUUAUUUUCAGAGCAGCUUUCAGAUUGGAGAGAAGGAAUUUUUAGCAAAAGAAAUAGUAAAAUGAAGAGUUUUUUCACAGAUUGCAUUAUAGAGUUACUUUGCAAAAGAAAGAACGAAGAAAGAGGUUCAGGCACUAGUUCUGUCAGUUUAGGACUGAUCCAGUAUGUCAGAACUCCUCUCUCCACCACCAAAAGAUGUAAAAAAGAAAAAUCUGUGACGGUUAAAUGAGUGUGCUAGUCAGCAAUGACAACUGCAGUGUACUCAUUAACACUUGCCAUUCCCCCAUGCAGACAUCGGCAGGUCGCACCAAGCUCCACACCUUGGUAGACUUCCCACUGACUAACUUGGAUAUGAAGACACAUUUAGAACCCCGCAUCAAAAGAUCAUCCCCAGAGACACACUCCUUAGGGUGGGGUACAUGGAGGCGUCAUCGCGUCCCUUCUGUAAUCGGAUCAGAUGAAGAACACCUUUAUGACUUGUAUGCUGUAUGUAACCAUACUGGUGGAAUGUCUGGUGGUCAUUACACAGCGUACUGUAAGAAUCCUGUUGAUGGCACAUGGUGGUUGUUUGAUGACAUGCGUGUCGAGAAGAUAAAUGAGAAUCAGAUUAUCACCAAGGCUGCUUAUCUUUUGUUUUACGCCCGACGUAAUGUUGGCUCCUCAUCAGCUUCGGAAUCUUCUUCAGGAUCCGAUCAUUGGACAAGGAGGAUGCCGCAAUUUUCAUUUGAAUCUGUGUUA
Porites evermanni is the source of this 1174-nucleotide messenger RNA. Lineage: Eukaryota; Metazoa; Cnidaria; Anthozoa; Scleractinia; Poritidae. The record is from the annotation of a GenBank genome assembly.